Molecule: messenger RNA, 1538 nt
Organism: Ochotona curzoniae (black-lipped pika)
Lineage: Eukaryota; Metazoa; Chordata; Mammalia; Lagomorpha; Ochotonidae
Gene: SLC25A23
Product: solute carrier family 25 member 23
Exons: 10
Coding region: 19-1488 (489 amino acids)
Biological process (GO): transmembrane transport
Molecular function (GO): calcium ion binding; ATP transmembrane transporter activity
Source: RefSeq, a predicted model, not a curated record
CACCCCGGGGCAGGAGUCAUGCGGGGGGGUGCCGGCGGCGAUGCAGAGAAGCAGCAGCGCUGGGGUCGCCUCUUCCAGGAGCUAGACAUUAACAAGGAUGGCCGCGUGGACGUGCACGAGUUGCGCCAGGGCCUGGCCAGGCUGGGCGGAGGUGACCCGGAUCGCGGUGCCCAACAGGCCAUCUCCCCUGAGGGUGACGCUGACCCAGAUGUUGGACUCAACCUGGAAGAAUUUUCCCAAUACCUGCAGGAGAGGGAAAAGCGCCUGUUACUUAUGUUCCGAAGCCUGGAUCGGAACCAGGACGGUCACAUCGACGUCUCUGAGAUCCAGCAGAGUUUCCGAGCCCUCGGGAUCUCCAUCUCGCAAGAACAAGCCCAGAAAAUUCUGCUCAGCAUGGACCGCGAUGGCACCAUGACGGUUGACUGGCAGGAGUGGCGCGACCACUUCCUGCUGCACUCCCUGGAGAACGUGGAGGAUGUGUUGUUUUUCUGGAAACAUUCCACGGUCCUGGACAUCGGUGAGUGCCUUACAGUGCCCGAUGAGUUCUCCCAGCAAGAGAAGCUGACUGGCAUGUGGUGGAAGCAGCUGGUGGCGGGCGCCGUGGCAGGCGCUGUGUCACGGACGGGCACGGCCCCACUGGAUCGCCUCAAAGUCUUCAUGCAGGUUCAUGCCUCGAAGACCAACCGGCUGAAUAUCCUGGGGGGUCUGCGUAGCAUGAUCCGCGAGGGGGGCGUCCUUUCCCUGUGGCGUGGCAACGGCAUCAACGUGCUCAAAAUUGCGCCUGAGUCGGCUAUCAAGUUCAUGGCCUACGAGCAGAUCAAACGCGCCAUCCGAGGGCAGCAGGAGACACUGCACGUGCAAGAGCGCUUCGUGGCGGGGUCCCUGGCUGGCGCCACGGCCCAGACCAUCAUCUACCCCAUGGAGGUGAGGAGGGGGACUUGGCAAGAACUGCCUUUGCAAAGGUCCCACGGGGUGCCCACCCAGGUGCUGAAGACACGGCUGACCCUGCGCCGGACCGGCCAGUAUCGGGGGCUGCUGGACUGCGCCCGGCGGAUCCUGGAGCGGGAGGGGCCCCGCGCCUUCUACCGCGGCUACCUGCCCAACGUGCUGGGCAUCAUCCCCUACGCGGGCAUCGAUCUGGCCGUCUAUGAGACCCUGAAGAACCGCUGGCUCCAGCAGGCCGGCCACGAGUCAGCCAACCCCGGCAUCCUUGUACUCCUGGCCUGCGGCACCGUCUCCAGCACGUGUGGCCAGAUAGCCAGCUACCCACUGGCCUUGGUACGGACUCGCAUGCAGGCCCAAGCCUCAGUGGAGGGCGCACCACAGCACUCCAUGCUGGGCCUGCUCCGACACAUCCUGACCCAGGAGGGCGUGUGGGGUCUGUACCGGGGCAUCGCGCCCAACUUCAUGAAGGUCGUACCGGCCGUCAGCAUCUCCUAUGUGGUCUAUGAGAACAUGAAGCAUGCCCUGGGGGUCACAUCCAGGUGAGGGACCCACAGCCUGUCAUCCCCUCCCCCCCCGACACACACACACACACA